AUGUCGGAGAUGGAGUCCGCCGCCUGGACGCUCAACGACGGUCUCUCCACUCUCUCCAGAUAUUACCGCAUCCAGGGCUUGGCUCCGUACCGCAUCCCUGUUGCGCUUCCAGCAGGCGUUCACGACCAUCGCCUCACAACCGAGAAAUGCGAGAUUCGGAUACGAGAAAUCCGCGGUGUUCGACCGCCGUCGGAUCAGCCUGGUUCACGUGCCCCAUCUGCUGGUAUGGCAUCUCCGCCUGCCGGUAUCUUGGAAUCACCUACAAGCGUGCGCCUUCUUUCCGGGGUCCCCUGGCCGUAUUCGCGUGCGAACAUCCUGGAUGCGCAAGAUUUGGUUGAGCUUACGAAAUCGUAUUUGCAAGCCACCACUUACGGUAUUGUUAUUGCGGUGGUCUUGAGACGGCUGUGA
This is a messenger RNA of Ramularia collo-cygni, 408 nucleotides long. RefSeq lists its product as uncharacterized. Bases 1 to 408 code for a protein of 135 amino acids. The record is from RefSeq and is a predicted model, not a curated record. The transcript has a single exon. NCBI's taxonomy places the organism in Eukaryota, Fungi, Ascomycota, Dothideomycetes, Mycosphaerellales, Mycosphaerellaceae.